Scatophagus argus is the source of this 1563-nucleotide messenger RNA. RefSeq lists its product as uncharacterized. NCBI's taxonomy places the organism in Eukaryota, Metazoa, Chordata, Actinopteri, Scatophagidae. Bases 209 to 1066 code for a protein of 285 amino acids. The record is from RefSeq and is a predicted model, not a curated record. The transcript is spliced from 2 exons.
GUUCUGGCUCAAGCUUUCCUCCCGUGCCUGCAAGUGUGAGGAGUCCACUGCGCCCUCACCUGGCUCGCUUGAUGUAGAGACCUAAAAUGGCUUUCAACUCACCUGCUCCUAAUGAAUUAGACAUUUUAGCGAACUUCAGCAGGCCUCGGGAAGAGCAGCACUAGGCAGCUGACUGAUUAGGCAAAAGCAAGGACCUGUUUGCUCAAGUAUGAGGAAAGGCCAGAGGAUGAGCAGCUCCUCUGAGUCCGAAGAGAAUCAACGGCUGCAGUCAAAGGAAGAUCAGCGGUCACCAUGUGGAUGCUCAUCAUCAGAUGAAGAGUCAUCGUCAUGCUCAGAUGUGGAGGCAGAACGUGUGAUGAAAAGGAGCCAGAGGUUCAGCAGCUCUUUCAGCUUUGGAGAAGAUCAUCAGCCACAGUCAACGAAUGAGCACAGAGAAGAACUGUUGUCCAAGAACUCUAAUGGAGUACCCAUCACUGAAGUGGUGGAGGCAGAAUUGGCCGCGGAGCGUGUGCGAUUGCAGGAGCGAGACACUUUUUGUGAAACAAAUCAACCUCCAAGGCCAGGUUUAUUCAGGCCUCAGGAAUUAUGGCUGGCUGUGACGAGAUGUCUCUCCCUUCGAUGGCCUCCUUGUCUGUCCAUCAACAGACAAAGUAACGCCAAACUAGCAUAUCAAGUGGACCUCGACCAAUCAGAGGACACGUGGUCAUCCAUCAGCUCCAGAUCAACCAAUGAGAGCUCUUCAAGUACAUCUACUUUAAAUGACAGAGAUAUAACACUGGCGAAACCUGAGGAAGAGGAAGUCAAAAACAGGGGGGUUAGAAGUGCUCCACCCCCUUGCCGUGGGGUUUCUCGUUCCUCCCCCAGAUUGCCAAGAGUCAGACAAGCCACAGAGUCGAUGUUAGCAUCAGUGAUCUUGGAGAAAGAAACAUUCCUGAGGAUAGAGUUGGUAGAUUCAGGCGAUGAGAAGGAAGAUUUACGCUACCGGGCAGAAUGGAGGCUGUCAGAGAGAACUAAGGAACUGGCAGAGGGAGUCUGGCUCUCUCGAAGCAAAAAAUUGAUGGAUUGACCUGUUAAGUCAGACGUCUGGUUGCAUUUGAUGGAGUAUUUUUUUUUAAAGACAUAUUAUUCAUCCAUCCAUCCAGUUAGAUUGCUUGUUGCAACCAUCAGUAAAUUGGUUAUUGUAAUCAUUUUGAUCUUAGUUUGUGUGACUUCUGAUUAGAAGUGGCCUAGAUGUCAGUGAAUAAUAACUAAGAUUGGUGUUGCAUGAUGGCUGUGUCAGCUGCCAUGUCCUUGUAGAAACUGUGCUGAUACAAAUGCACUGACUGUAGCUGACUAAUUAGAAAGGCUAUUUUCAGAAACACAGUGCAGAGUUAAUGUUUGUUUUUCUGCCUCUCUGGGUCUCUCAGAGAACAUUUUAUACAUGGCUGGUUCCAUGUGUGGGAGGCAAACGAGCCCUGAUAGAACAUGUCGUGUUUAUGAAUAAAAACCUUUUCUGUGAUAUGUUUCAUUUUUAAAAAAAAUAAGAAUUAAUACCGUGAGAAAUGCAGGUGGAUUGCAUAUAGU